Molecule: messenger RNA, 550 nt
Organism: Oncorhynchus gorbuscha (pink salmon)
Lineage: Eukaryota; Metazoa; Chordata; Actinopteri; Salmoniformes; Salmonidae
Product: gastrotropin-like
Exons: 4
Coding region: 96-479 (127 amino acids)
Biological process (GO): fatty acid transport
Cellular component (GO): nucleus; cytosol
Molecular function (GO): fatty acid binding
Source: RefSeq, a predicted model, not a curated record
GGACAGGUUGUCACUCAGUACCUUAUGCUUCCCUGCCUGCCUUGGAAUUGAUUUUUCGCUCACCUCUCGCUCAACCCAUCAACUCUCCGUACACCAUGGCCUUCGCUGGAAAGUGGGAAACUGAGACCCAGGAGGGAUACGAAGAAUUCUGCAAGCUCGUUGGCAUCCCUGAUGACAUCAUUGAGAAGGGUCGCGACUACAAACUCAUCACCGAGGUGGUGCAGAACGGCAAUGAGUUCUCAUGGACCCAGCUCUAUCCCACAAACAAGAGCGUCACCAACAAGUUUGUGAUUGACCAGGAAUGUGACAUGGAGACCAUCGGUGGGAAAAAGUUCAAGGCCACUGUUACAAUGGAGGGGGGCAAGCUGAGCACGAAAUUCCCCAAAUACCACCACACAUCUGAAAUCAGUGGGGGAAAACUGAUUGAGACCUCUACAGUGGGCUCGGUCGUGUUGAAAAGAACCAGCAAGAAGAUCUAAAGAUAUUGUGUCGGUGUUAUUAACGACAACUCUAAUUGAAUAAUGAGUCAAUAAACGGAGACUGCACUGGC